UCGUCUGCUGGGAUCGAAAACAAAACAUUCCAGACACUGCGGGGAGACAUCCUUGCCCUUUACUCCUCUAUAUCCGGCCACCUGGCGGCCACACACCUCCAAGCCAUGCCGCUAUCUUGAACACACAGUGAUGGUUCAAGGGGCUGAAGGGAAGAUGAAGAGCAGUACCGCGGCGGCGGUGGCUUCGGCCGAGGCGGUGAAGGUGGUGGUGAGGUGCCGGCCAAUGAAUGAGCAGGAGACAGCCAACCAGUAUGAGAGAGUGGUGGACAUGGAUGUGGACCGAGGUGUGGUGGAGCUCCGCAACGUGAAGGCCGCUGACACAGACCCUCGGAAAACCUUCACCUUUGAUGCGGUCUAUGACUGGAAUUCUAAGCAGCAGGAACUCUAUGAUGAGACAUUCCGGCCUCUCAUAGACUCAGUGCUCAAUGGCUUCAAUGGGACCAUCUUUGCAUACGGCCAGACAGGAACUGGGAAGACUUACACAAUGGAGGGUAUCCGAGAUGACCCAGAGCAGAGAGGUGUCAUUCCCAAUUCCUUUGAGCACGUUUACAACCAUAUCGCUCGUUCCGUUGACCAACAGUUCCUCAUUCGGGCGUCAUACCUCGAGAUUUACCAAGAGGAGAUCAGGGACCUCUUGGGGAAGGACCAGAAGACCCGCCUAGAGCUAAAGGAAAGGCCGGACACGGGGGUCUUUGUCAAGGACCUCCAGCAGUUUGUGUGUAAGAGUGUCAACGAGAUACAGCACGUUAUGACUGUGGGGAACCAGAACCGAGCUGUGGGGGCGACCAAUAUGAAUCUACACAGCUCUCGGUCACAUGCAAUCUUCAUCAUCACCAUUGAGUGCAGCACCCUGGAUGACCGGGGACGAGGCACCAUCAGGGUCGGCAAGCUGAACCUGGUCGACCUGGCUGGUUCGGAGAGGCAGUCCAAAACAGGAACAGCGGGAGAGAGGCUGAAGGAGGCCACCAAGAUCAACCUCUCACUCUCAGCACUGGGCAACGUUAUCUCUGCUUUAGUGGAUGGCAGAAGUACCCACAUCCCCUACAGAGACUCCAAGCUUACUCGCCUCCUUCAGGACUCCCUCGGCGGCAACUCCAAAACAAUCAUGGUAGCCAACAUUGGGCCUGCCAGCUACAACUAUGAUGAGACCAUAACAACCUUACGCUAUGCCAACCGUGCCAAGAACAUCAAGAACAAGCCUAAGGUGAAUGAGGACCCGAAGGAUGCCAUCCUGAAGGAGUAUCAGGAGGAGCUUGCAAGGCUGAAGGCGCAGCUGAAGCAGAGAGGAGGCAGGAAGAAGAAGAAGAAGAAACGAGCUGAUGGAGAAGGAGUAUCAGAGGAUGGGGAGGGAGGAGAAGAAGAGGAGGAGGAAGAAGAAGGAGUGGAAGCUGAGGAUAUUCUUCAUCAGCAGCAUGAACUGGAUGAGGAGAGAAACAGAAUCCUGAAUGACCAACACAUGAUUGCUGAGGAGAAGGAACGCUUCCUGACGGAGCUGAAGAACAAGGAGGCAGAGCUGAACACUUCCAGGGAGGUGCAGGAGAAGCUGAUGAGUCGCAUCCAGACCAUGGAGAGCAAACUGCUGCGUGGAGGCAAAAACAUCAUCGAUCACACUAAUGAACAGCAACGCGCCCUGCAGCUGCGCACUCAGGAACUCAUGGAACAGAAGAAAAGGGAAAGAGAAAUGCUACAGAGACUGGAAAAGGAGGAGGAAUCAUCGUGCGAGAUCGCUUCCACUUUCUCCUCCUUGCAAGCAGAAGUUGAAGCCAAGACUCGGAAACUCAAGAAAUUGUUCGCCAAACUGCAGUCUGUCAAGCAGGAAAUGGGUGACCUGCAUGAGGAGUUCUGCCGGGACCGUGUCGACCUGCAGCACACCCAGGACGUCCUCACCAGAGAGUUGAAAUUGAAAGCUCUCAUUAUUGAGAACUUCAUAUCACCGGAAGAGAAACGCAAGAUUUUGUCACGUGCUUACUUUGACGACGACGAGGAUGUUUGGAAGGUGCGGCCGGUGGUAAGGCAGACCGGUGGCACCCUAAAGAGGCCUGUGUCUUCAGCCUCUCGUAGGCCGACCUCAGAGUAUGCUCGCAUCCAAGCCUCUGUCGACCAUAAUCCUCGCUAUAAGGGUGAAAACAUUAUGGUAGUUGAACUGGACCCGGCUGUCAGGACCACGAGAGACUGGGAAGGCCCCUUGGUGGCGCCGAGGGUGGCUGCAGCCCUGGAGGCAGCCCUCACACCCCUGGAUGAUGACCUGAGCAUUGACGCCUCGCUGGCCACUCUCAGUCGGCCCAGAGCUGUUGUCUCUUCGCGUAAGGAAAAGACGAAGGGAAACACUCUCAGGAGGUCCCCAGGGGCUAGAGUGGACUUUGCCGACCUCAUAAACUGUCACAAAAAGACCCUCAACCAUAUCCUGCCAGAGGUUCAAGAGUGGCAUUCGCCCCCCCUCCCAGGUGCCGGACAGUUCGCUCUACCCAAAGUCCCGCGGUCUGGUGCCCAAGUAGCCCCGGCACUGCAGUGGACCCCGCGAGGCACCCGGGCCAUGGAGGACCACUACGAUGAUGAGGACAGUGACCCAGGCCUCUUCAGGGACCCCCAGGAGGCCACUGAGCAGGCCCCAGCCACCCCAGACACUCCCAGCACCCCUGAGGAGCAAAGGGAGGGGCUGGGGAUUGGCACAGUGAGUCUGGAGGCAUCCCUGGAGGUUCAGGAGGCCGUGGGAGGGUGCUGUCGCCUCCUCGUAGGGCCUUUCGGGGCCCGGCGCACCUGCUAUCACUGUCGACCUCAAGUCAAGCGCUGUGCGGCGGCGGCAGCUUCCCCGCACCACUCUUGCCCCGCACCGCCAUCCCUGCUUCCCUGUGCCAGGUGGAGGACAUCUCGCCUCACACAUAGGUACCCCACCUCCUGUAUGCUAUCCUCUCUACAUCCUACCUCUCCCUCCCACACCAGGAGAAAAAGCACAUUCUCCCAUCUCAAGCUCUCACGCUCCCCGUUCACCCCAGAUCUCCCUCGCAGCUUUGGUUGCCUCCUCAGAAGGGGAUGCACGGCUCGCAGGGACACUCUGCCGCCACGCAACUAUGAGCGAGUGCUGUGGCGCCUCACACCUCACCUCUGGAGGCGCCUCGAGCUGUGCCUGGCACAGCUCGGGGACACAGACACACUCAGCGUCCUCACCCCCGUCAUGUACUCCCUCAGGCGGCUCCAGGGGAUGGCUCCGGGACGGCUCGUCUAUUCCCCAAGUGGCGACAGCUAUGGGGACACAGAGAGGGAGAGGGAGGACCUGGUGUGCGCUGUGUGCAUCUGUUGUGUGGCUUUGUUCCUGUGUCGAGUGUGGGAGGGCAUGAGUGGCCUGCUAGCGGAGAUACUUGGCUUGUGGAUGCUUUAGUGUGAGUAUGAUUGUGUGUCUGUGUGUGUGUGUUGGGGGAGGAAGAGCUGCAGGAGCAGGUGUUAAGGUAAUGGGAGGUUGGAAGGACAGAGGUGCAGGGAGUAACUUAAGUAUCUUUCCUUUUCUUCUGUUUUAAAAAGCCUCCUCCUCCUGUAGCCUGUUUCUCCUCUAAGUAAGGGUAACUUAUAAAUUGAUCAUCUGAAGGGAAUGCACUCAAGGAUCAAUUAAUUAGGCAUGCAUCACUAGCAUUAAUAUGAUCGCACCUUUGCAGAUUUAAAGUUAUGCUUUCCAAAGGGUAUUAACUCAACACUCACUUAUUCUGUGUUGCUGUACUCUCUCUCUCUCUCUCUCUCUCUCUCUCUCUCUCUCUCUCUCUCUCUCUCUCUCUCUCUCUCUCUCUCUCUCUCUCUCUCUCUCU
Messenger RNA from Portunus trituberculatus (swimming crab), 3794 nucleotides. RefSeq names its product kinesin-like protein KIF3B. The transcript has 17 exons. The record is from RefSeq and is a predicted model, not a curated record. The coding region runs from base 131 to 3376 and encodes 1081 amino acids. Gene Ontology annotation, biological process: microtubule-based movement. Lineage: Eukaryota; Metazoa; Arthropoda; Malacostraca; Decapoda; Portunidae. Gene Ontology annotation, molecular function: ATP binding; microtubule binding; microtubule motor activity.